AAAAACAAAGAAUAGACAGAUUCAUUCAUUAGAAGAAGAAGACAACACAAUCCAUAUUCUCUUACCCAAUCGUCGUUUCGAUUUUGCAGAUCUCGUCUCCUUGUCGAUUUAUUCGUAGAGAUGGCAAGUUCGAAGGGGUCUCAGAAUCUUAGAAAUCUGGCAUGCACUGGGAAGCAGGCUUUACUUCCUCCGAAAAGUCCGUUUACUGGUGGCCCAACAUUCUGUGCAGAUUUUGCUCCAGCUAGUGUGAUUGGAUCUAAGGCUGUUCAUAAGCUGGGAGAAGGAAAUAUCAAUCAUCAUCGAACUUCGUCUGAGAGCUUUCUGAUUGAGGAACAGCCUUCUUGGCUUGACGACCUUCUCAACGAACCUGAGACACCUGUACGGAAAGGAGGCCAUCGACGGUCAUCAAGUGAUUCAUUUGCAUAUGUAGAUGUCCCUGUUGGUUUUGAUGUUGAUUACACACUUUGGGAUGGUGGUAGAUAUAACAAUAACAGUUUCUCUGGUGGUCCCAAGGAGUCUGAUUACCUCAGAAGUCAGCCAGUCCCCUUCUACCCUUCAGCUCAUUUGCCCAAACAGAAAAUGAGAACAUGGGAUUCUGGUGCUCGCCCAAACAGUAGUAGUUCUGGUUGUUUGGAGAGCACCUCUAUCCCAAGAUCAGGGUCAUCCAGUAGCCUACAUGAAGCAGACAAGGUUUCUUGUGCUUCUGAUGCCAAGAAAGAUGUUUCUAUGCAUUUCAUCAAUAAUUCCGAAAAAAGGGAUAACUCUCUGGCUAAGUCUGCUACUUCCGAGGCAGAUACCAAACGUGCUAGACAGCAGUUUGCUCAACGCUCUCGGGUCCGUAAAAUUCAGUACAUAGCUGAACUGGAAAGGAACGUCCAGAUGUUACAGGUAGAGGGUUCUGAAGUGUCGGCGGAGCUUGAGUUUCUCAAUCAGCAGAAUCUAAUCCUCAGCUUGGAGAACAAAUCUCUUAAGAAUCGGUUGGAAAGCUUAGCACAAGAACAGCUUAUCAAGUACUUAGAACAUGAAGUAUUGGAGAAAGAGAUAGUGAGGCUGAGGGCUUUAUACCAGCUACAACAGCAGCACGAGCCGCAACAGCAACAGCAGCCAAAAAAGCAAGGAUCAUCUAGCCACCAGCGUUCUAAAAGUAGAGAUCUAGAGUCGCAAUUCACGAAUCUGUCCUUGAGGCCCUAAGGUUUCAAAGUUCCUGCCAAAAAUAUUUUUAUGCUUAUGGCUUGCGCUUGAGCUGUCUUCAUGGUUCCAGAUCAGCUUCUUGUGUGUCUUUCCCUAUCGCAUUAGUAGCUGCUCCUGUUUGUGCGCAUGCUUCUUAGUUUAUUUUUAUCCUUGUUGACCUGGUUUGGCAUCUCGAUUACCAAGUGCCAGCGAGAUUGAUGGCAUAAAUGAAGCAAAGGGUUCGCCGGAGGCGGUUUGGUCUGUCUCUGCGCACAUCAGGUAUUAUGUUAAGAUAUUACUACAACUCAUUUGUUCAUGGCAUGUCUGCUCAAUAGACUGCAAUCCUUAUCACAAUACUGGCUUCAUUCUAGGGCUCUAAAAUCUUGGGAUGUACAUUGCCUGUGUCGUGUGUCCGAAGAGAAUGUUCCCAUGUAGAAUGUGUAGUGAUGUAAGCUCUGUCUCAACUGUUUAUUUCUUUCUUUUUUUUUUGUUUGAUGGCGUUGUUUGUUUUGUUCCAUCUGUUUGUGUAACCAAACUAGCAUCAUUUAUUGGAAAUCCUUAAGAAAUAUUUUGAUUGUUA
Messenger RNA from Camelina sativa (false flax), 1750 nucleotides. RefSeq lists its product as uncharacterized. Gene Ontology annotation, biological process: regulation of DNA-templated transcription. Gene Ontology annotation, molecular function: DNA-binding transcription factor activity. NCBI's taxonomy places the organism in Eukaryota, Viridiplantae, Streptophyta, Magnoliopsida, Brassicales, Brassicaceae. The record is from RefSeq and is a predicted model, not a curated record.